Solanum dulcamara is the source of this 1801-nucleotide messenger RNA. RefSeq lists its product as uncharacterized. NCBI's taxonomy places the organism in Eukaryota, Viridiplantae, Streptophyta, Magnoliopsida, Solanales, Solanaceae. The record is from RefSeq and is a predicted model, not a curated record. Gene Ontology annotation, cellular component: nuclear pore cytoplasmic filaments; nuclear pore. Gene Ontology annotation, molecular function: structural constituent of nuclear pore. Gene Ontology annotation, biological process: protein import into nucleus; RNA export from nucleus; post-transcriptional tethering of RNA polymerase II gene DNA at nuclear periphery. Bases 1 to 1203 code for a protein of 400 amino acids. The transcript is spliced from 9 exons.
AUGAUUUCUCUGCCAAUUGGAUUAAAUACAGCUUUCUUUAUCGCCUGUGGUCCAGGGACAUUAGCCUUUAAUGCAGCAAUGAAUGCUACAUCUAGUCAAACACAAAGCAUAUCUCCGGGCUCAUCCACUUUACAAACAUUUGGAAAGAAAUAUGACGUUAACAGCGUGGCCAAGGAAUCUCUGAUGAGGGAUGCCAAUGUCUCAGACUCCUCCAUUCUUGGAUAUCCAAGAGCUCCUGCAUUUGGUGUUCCAAAAAGUGCAGCACCUUUGCUCAAGAGCUCUGGUUUUGUAAAGUCCGCAUUUGGUAUUAAUCAGAAAGGAAGCAGAACAGCAUCAUACAUUGCAACUCCAGAUAUAGAUUGCACAAUACCUGAUGGUGCAAAAAUUCAAUCCAUUUGUGGAAUGCAGACUUAUAAAGAUAAAAGCCAGGAGGAGUUGAGGUUUGAGGACUACCAGUUAGGUCAGAAAUGUGGUUCUUCAUGUGGUAUUUCCGGUACACAGGGAUUUGGUAUCAUCAACAACACACGGCCUUUCAUAUCACCAGUAUUUAACCAAGCAACUGUUGAUCAACUUUUUUAUUCCCUUUUUCCAAGUACAUUUGUAGUGGAAAGAGCAGAGGUUGACUCUCUAUCAGAUGAAAUUUCUACAGCAACUGCAUCUACCCCAUUUCCGAAGUCACAGUCCAUUUCCCAUAUAUUUCCCCCCAAUACAUCAUUGUUAAACUCUUGUGGCACUGGAAGUAGAGUGGAAUCUACUGCCUCAGAUGUUUCUUUUUCUCUGUGGAUCCAUUCAAGGCCGUUUGCACCUUUAAAUCCAUCUUCCAAUUCUUCCACUACCUCCACCUUUUCUCCAUUAAGGAAUCCAUGGUCUUUAUCAACAUCUGUCCCUCUAUCUCCAUGUUCAGUCUCACCUUCCACAUAUCCUUUGUUAGCAAAAUCAUCUGCCCAUGUUUUUGGUCAAAAGAACUCUUUUUCUCCCACUCCUGUUUUAACUACAGGAGGCGCUCCACAAUCCACAUUAUGCUUGAAUUGCCUAAAGCUGUCUCAGCCUACUCCACCAGGACUUUGUAAUGUUUCAAGCACUCCACUUGCUGUGAGUCAAAAUACUCCUCUGUUCUUUGGUCCUCUGCAGCCAGAAAUGACUCCUAAAGUUGGAGCAAUACUUCCAACAACCAACGCUUCUCACCCAUCAACAAGUACUUAAUGCAGUCUUACUUUCCGAGAAUCAUGGAAGUGAAUGCGUCACCAAUUAUGCCUCCUGCUGAAAUACAACCUUCAGUCCAAAUCUCGGUUGAGCACCUGAAUUUGGCAACAUCCAUCCAGCUGGAUGUGUUCAAUGGUCCCAAACCAAGUUUCUAACAACCCUGCUCCGGUCAGACGAAGAUCUGCAUUGAUAAUUCGGAAUUCAUCUCUAAGUCAGCAUAGGUUGCCACCUCAGAAAUACAAACCUACAAGUGAUAAACCAAAGAAGUCAUCAUCAUUCCAAGGGAAAAUCCAAGGGACUGGGUUCGUCCUACCUCAGAAUUUCCAUUGGGGGCUGAUUCAUCUAUGAACAGGAUGCAUGACAGAGACAAAGCUGGUGAUAAGCCCAAGUUAGAGGCUGAAGAGAUGCAUCCUGUUAAUUGUGAUGAUAAGCCCAACUGAUAUAUUUUUACAAUUUGCUCACUUUGAGUCUAUCCCAUUUACUUCUUUUGUGCUUAUUCUGUCUCAGUAGUAGUGUUCCACCUUCUCCUCGUCCAUGAACAUGAUAAAUAUUAGGGUGGGAACCAUUAAACUUUCAAAUAAUUUUAUAAAGAUGUGUU